GAGUACUCAUUUUUGCAUUUAAGCUAUCCUCUCCGGCCAAGCUGGAGAAAAUGGCGGUUGAAAUCAGACGACUCGCCGCAGCACCGCUACCGUUCCGGCGGUAUUCCACACCGUCCCCGUGGCGUGUAUCAUCUCCUUCAACUUCAACCAUUCCUCGUCGUUUCGUAGCGCUCGCAGCUGUUAAGAAGAGCCCUAAACGCCUCAAAUACUCCACGCCUCGCUUCACUAAGGAGGGUGGAUUGUUGUACGUCGAAGUUGAUCCGUUCGGAUCGGACUCGUGGAAAUUGGACUCGAUCGUUGAGCUACUCAAGGAAGGAGCCGUUGGAGUUAUCCCUACCGAUACUGUGUAUGCUAUAGCUUGUGAUUUGAGAAACAACUCAGCCAUCGAACGUCUGCGUAGAAUCAAGGAUAUAGAACCUUCAAAGCCUCUUAGUCUGCUAUGCCGCUCAUUCAAAGACAUUGACACAUAUACGACUGGAUUUCCUCGUGGCAAUGGCCAAGGUCUUGCAAACAUCUUUCGAGCUGUCAAGCAAUGCCUGCCUGGUCCAUAUACUUUCAUUUUGACUGCUAGUAAAGCAUUGCCAAAACAAUGUAUACGAUAUGGGACUACAUCUUCAAAGUAUGCAUCAAGAACAAAUGUAGGUGUUCGCGUUCCAGAUGAUGCUGUGUGCAAGGCGAUACUGGAGAAAAUGAAUGCACCUUUAAUAUCUACUAGUGUGAGAUCACCAAGAGAGGAUGAAUGGAUAUUAGAUCCAGUCAUAAUAGCUGAUGUGUAUGGACCAGAGGGACUUGAUUUUGUUGUUGCUGCUGGGACCAGACUAGCUGAGCCAUCUACUGUUGUGGACAUGACUGGGAGUUCACCUCAAAUUAUACGGCAAGGAAAGGGCCCGAAACAGCCAUGGAUGGUUGCAGAAGACGGAGAAGAUCCUUCAGGCGAAAACGCAGCAUAAAAAGUAAUUACUCAAUUACUAAAAGGAGCUUUGUACAGUGUAAAACUUUCUUGGUUAGUCACUUCUCCUUAAUGGCUUCAAUUUUCCUUUUGAUGAUUCAAAUUUAGGCCUGCAGUUUUGUUAUCAAAAUCAAAGUCAUUUUAUAUUGAUCAAAUUCAAUUGUUGUUAAAGUAA
Salvia hispanica is the source of this 1124-nucleotide messenger RNA. Its product is annotated as DHBP synthase RibB-like alpha/beta domain-containing protein. Lineage: Eukaryota; Viridiplantae; Streptophyta; Magnoliopsida; Lamiales; Lamiaceae. Gene Ontology annotation, molecular function: double-stranded RNA binding. The record is from RefSeq and is a predicted model, not a curated record.